Molecule: messenger RNA, 1243 nt
Organism: Cottoperca gobio
Lineage: Eukaryota; Metazoa; Chordata; Actinopteri; Perciformes; Bovichtidae
Gene: psph
Product: phosphoserine phosphatase
Exons: 6
Coding region: 150-830 (226 amino acids)
Biological process (GO): dephosphorylation; L-serine biosynthetic process
Cellular component (GO): cytoplasm
Molecular function (GO): L-phosphoserine phosphatase activity; magnesium ion binding
Source: RefSeq, a predicted model, not a curated record
GUGCUGGCUGGUAGUGGGCGGUCCCUCGUCGGCUCCUCUCUGAUUGGUCCAGCACUCAGCGUCUCUCUUCCUCAUCGGUGAGCCCAUUGAGUGGUGGGUUAAUACAGAAGCUGCUGUUAGUGCCUUACCAACGCUGCUCUCACUACAUAAUGGCAACACUUUCCCAAACAAAAGAAAUCUUUCGGAGAGCAGAGGCUGUCUGUUUCGACGUGGACAGCACUGUUAUCAAAGAAGAAGGCAUAGAUGAACUUGCCAAAUUUUGUGGUGUUGGGGAUGCAGUCACUGAAAUAACCCGGAAAGCUAUGGGUGGCUCAAUGACAUUUAAAACCGCCCUGAAUGAGCGUCUUUCCAUCAUCCGAUGUUCCAGAGAACAAGUGAACAAGCUGAUCACAGACCACCCACCUCAGCUGACUCCAGGUAUCAGGGAGCUUGUGGACCGUCUGCACCAGUGCAACAUAAAGGUGUUCCUCAUCUCAGGCGGCUUCCGCUGCAUCGUUGAACACGUGGCCACGCAGCUAAACAUUCCUCUGCAUCAUGUUUACGCCAACCAGCUCAAGUUCUACUUCAAUGGAGAGUAUGCUGGCUUCGAUGAGAGCCAGCCCACAGCUGAGAGUGGCGGAAAAGGAAAAGUCAUCAGUAUGUUGAAGGAACAAUACAGCUUCAAGACCAUGGUGAUGAUUGGAGAUGGAGCCACAGAUCUAGAGGCAUGCCCUCCUGCUAAUGCUUUCAUUGGAUUUGGUGGGAAUGUCGUCAGGCCGCAGGUGAAGGACAAGGCCUUGUGGUACGUGACAAGUUUUGGGGAGCUGCUAAAGGAACUGGAAAAGAUUUAAAGACACUAAGAAGAGUACUGUUAUUAAUUUUAACAUUUUAUAUUUGCGCCUAAGGGUGUGCCUUUGAUGGUUUUAUGCCCGGCACAUGUUUCCUUCUACUCAAUAGAUUUUAUAAUAAAUAAUGUUUACACUAGUAAAUUUACCUUCAUGGGGGAUGUUGCCCUAUUGACUUUUAUACUAGAAAAUACUAACAAAGUAACCAAACACUGUUUGUGGAGGUUAAAAUGAAGUUUUUGCACUUUUUGCAUCAAAGUCUUUAGGUAAGCUAAUACAACUCCUGCAUAUUAUCACAUGUGCAAUGAAUAGAAAUGUUUUAUUUCUGUAUGGAUAUUAAGAGCUGUAACCAGACAUGUCAGAGUGUUAAGUCCUGUAAAGAACAUCGGCAUUAAACGUAACAUGCUGUCAAAAACUGC